AGAGAUGAAUAGUUAUUUGGGUUGUCAGGUGUCAGGAGCAAACUCGAUUUUACACGUCUAGGCUAUGGAUAAUUCUGGUUGGAAUUUUCUUGCGACUUUUAGACCGUAAUGAGUAUUCGUGUUCUUUUUGUGUGUGUUUUUUUAAAUGGCAUUUAACGCUCGUGGCCCCUAGACAAGCAAACAGGCCCAAAUUGUCUCUGUAAAGCAAAUUUAGCCUACUAAAAUUGUGUGUUUCAGAGAAAAACUACAACAGGACACAAGAAGCCUGAAAGGCCAGUCAUAUAGCCUAUCUACUUUAAGACAUCCUCUUUCAACAGACUUAAAGAGCGUUGGAUGGAAAUACACACAGAGUAGGCUAGGCUACAGGAAGGAGAACCACAUACAGUCGGACUGUAGCACGAGCUUGACACCACCUGAACUACUACGUGCUUCAGAAACACAGCUGAUUUUGGAGUUUAUCGAACCCUCUAUAUGCGACGCUGUCCACCAUUGAUCUUCAAAAUGAGUACGAUACUUCUGAGUAACUUUGUGAAGGUUUUUUUAUGCUGGAAUGUAUUUUACCUACACGUUUACGCACAGGUUCAUCCAGAGGUCGGACUCACAGCACAGGAGCAGAUGUACUUACUGUAUGAUGUCAAAGUCGAGUGCCAUCAGAACAUCUCCACACACAACCCUGCAGAUGACCUUUGUCCCCCUGGCUGGGACGGUCUGAUCUGUUGGCCUCAGGGAUCCCCCGCAGCGCUAACCAAGGUCCCCUGCCCCAGCUACAUCUACGACUUCAACCAUCAAGGCCAUGCAUACAGGAAAUGUGAUGUCAACGGUUCCUGGGUUUCUGUGGAGUGGUUGAACCGAACGUGGUCCAAUUAUUCUGACUGCUUAAGAUUCCUUUUACCUGGUCAAGAGGAGGAAAAGGACUUCUUUGACCGGCUGUACGUCAUGUACACCAUUGGAUAUGCGCUGUCCUUCAUCUCUCUUCUAGGGGCCAUUGUCAUCAUAGGCUACUUCAGACGCCUCCACUGCACUAGGAACUACAUCCACAUGCACCUAUUUGUGUCCUUCAUGCUGCGUGCCGCCAGCAUCUUUGUCAAAGACAAGGUGGUCCACACCAACGGAGGUCUGCAGGAGUUUGACACUGCUCUCAUGGACAACUACAAGACCAUCUCUGCUAUGCCCGUUGACAACUCCCAGUUUGUUGGAUGCAAGAUCACUGUGCUGCUCUUCAUUUACUUCCUGGCAACCAACUACUACUGGAUCCUGGUAGAGGGGCUGUACCUCCACAGCCUCAUCUUCAUGGCCUUCUACUCGGACACCAAAUACCUGUGGGGCUUUACCCUGAUUGGAUGGGGUGUCCCUGCUCUCUUUGUCGCCGCCUGGGCUGUUGUCCGGGCAACGCUGGCAGACGCACGAUGCUGGGAGUUAAGUGCGGGUAACAUUAAAUGGAUCUAUCAAGUUCCCAUCCUUACAGCCAUUGGUCUCAACUUUAUUUUGUUUGUGAAUAUUGUGCGAGUGCUGGCCACAAAAAUCAGAGAGACAAAUGCUGGGAGAUAUGACACUCGGAAGCAAUGCAGGAAACUGGCUAAGUCCACUCUAGUGCUGGUGCUGGUGUUCGGGGUCCACUACAUAGUGUUUGUGGGCAUGCCACACUCGUUCAAAGGGGUCGGAUGGGAGGUCCGAAUGUACUGUGAGCUCUUUUUCAACUCUUUCCAGGUGCUCGCUUUCACCCCAAUUGGGGAUCCUGUUUUGGAUUGCAUGUAACUGAUCUGUCAUAUAUUGCCCAUUGCUAAUAGCUUUUGAACUGUAGAA
This is a messenger RNA of Coregonus clupeaformis (lake whitefish), 1803 nucleotides long. Its product is annotated as parathyroid hormone 2 receptor-like. The transcript is spliced from 12 exons. Gene Ontology annotation, biological process: cell surface receptor signaling pathway; adenylate cyclase-modulating G protein-coupled receptor signaling pathway. Gene Ontology annotation, molecular function: peptide hormone binding; parathyroid hormone receptor activity; G protein-coupled peptide receptor activity. The coding region runs from base 472 to 1755 and encodes 427 amino acids. Gene Ontology annotation, cellular component: plasma membrane. Lineage: Eukaryota; Metazoa; Chordata; Actinopteri; Salmoniformes; Salmonidae. The record is from RefSeq and is a predicted model, not a curated record.